UCAAAUGGACAGGAUGCUCCUCUGAUUGGACAUUUUGGUUUCUGCACACAGGAUCACACAGCACAGCAAGCGGCAACGCAGCAACGCGCAGUGGCCAAUAAUCGUCUUACUUUUCUGAUAAUUCCAAAUAAUUAUCAAACAAUCAAAAUAGUGAUUGGUCGCCGCGUGGUGUCUCUUUGCCGUGUCCUGUGUGCAGGGCUAUGUGAAUUCAGUGCGGUAAAGAACAGACUUGAGGGGGGAUUCAGGAAGAUCUGGGAGGAUCGUUCAGGGAUCUCCCGUUUUGUAAAGGUAAUUCCUGCUUUUCUUAUAAUUACGCAUUCAUCCAACUGGCCUAGGUUAUAUCCCUCUUUAUCUGACGGGAUUUCCACAAGAUCGAAAGAAGUGGCGCGAAGCCGGAAGAAGUAAACUUUAUGUUGCGUAUUACUUUUUCGAGAAUUGCGUUUUGUAAAUGGACAAUCCGCCGGAGCUCACAUCGACGAAGAAGAAAUGCAUGCUGACGACGAACAAGGAUAGAGUGCGGCCGGUGGAGUGCACACAGAAGUUCCCGUUGUCGCGGCAGUACCUUAACACGAUGAAACAGGCCUUAAAAAGAAGUAUAAGUGUCGUUGAUCCUACCGCAUCGAGUCUCACGUCCUCCAGCGAUGUAAUGGUGCUAUCUGAGGUGAAGAGUCGAGUACCGUAUAAUCUGCAGAAGCUGAGAAUCCUGUCUCCACGUGGACGGGAUCUAGGGGAGUUCAAUGUAGAGAUGCAAUCCACCAAUUCCUCGAAAGAGAACACAAUUACGAUCAUCAAGUCCAACAGCAAGUCUAAUGUCGACAGUAAGUCGUUAAAGCUCUCCUUGUCUCCAGUCUCAACUAGAAUGCUUCCACGUAUACUUAAGCAGAGCACUGGAAAGAUUGCAAAACGUAACUUGACAGAAAUGAUAGAAGGAGCUUGUAGUGGAAGCGUCUCUUGGACGAGUAACACCAGUACCACGUCGUGUCAGCAACAAUCCAUGACAACUGUGCCAAUAAAUAUAAUACUUACAAAUGGUCAAAGUUUGGAAGGUAAGAAGGAAAAACAGACAUGUAAUAGUAUUAAUGCAGCUAGGGUACCUUCUACAAGUGGCAUAAAUUCUAAAUAUUCUUCUGUGUGUCAAACUGUUGAUAGCAAUCGUCAGAAGUAUAUAAUACAGAAUGGAGCAGAUGACACAGAUCGUUAUCGUACAAAGGUUCAAGAGAUUGCAGAUAAGAUUAACAGCGAGAUUGCUUCAACCACGAAAGUAUCAUUGUCUAAAAACAGUAUUGGAUCGCCAUGUCCUGCAAAUUGUAAGAGACCCACAGUUAAUUUUAGAGAUAAUAGUAACAUAGGAUUGACUAGGACAAGCUUUAAGCUAAGUAAGGGAAAAUGCAUUGCUACUAUAAAGAAUACAGAAAAUGGGAAGAUAGUAACGUCUCUUAAGAGCGUAUCGAAUCUUAUGCCAAGAUCCAAUCAGUAUGGUUUACAUAACAACAGUAAAAAAAAUUCUGACAAUGGAAUCUCAUACAAUGGGGAUGAUUUGCUUGAUAUUAAGCCCGAUGUAGAGCCAGUUCCUAACAGUCAAGUGCCCGAAAUAAAAACGCGAAAUGUUAUGACGAUUGUACCUAGUAAUAAAAUUCUUUCGUUUGGUCAGAACGCAAUUCUGGUGCAAGGAUGCAAUGCUCCGAUGGAGUCAGCGAGUAAAAAUGUGGCGAGCAUCGGUCACAUUGCAGUUAGAAGUAAUAAUGCACAAAGCAAGGACUCGAAGAAAGCAGAAUUUCAAAACAAUCAUCUAAUGGUUGUCAACGAUAGUACUAUGCGACGCGUUCCACAGUCGCAUCGGCUCACGGGAAUCAUUGACGAUACGAACGCGCAGUUGAAUGUACAACAGAGCAAGGAUCCGCCCUCCCAGAAGAACUUGUCAUCUCGAUUAAGCAUUAUAAGGAAGGCGAUGGACAGCGUAAAAGACAACACGCUGCGCGAGCAGGCACUGAAGGCCCUAGCGGACUGCGGUGUCGGGAUCGAGCGCUACGUUCCGAUACGUCCGAAGGAUCACAAAGCCAUGCACGAUACGCAAGUGCAGACCGUUGUGUUCGGCCUGCUCGAUCCUAAGACCUUUGUAUUAAUAAACAAAGAUCUGGAUAAUAUACACAGGUUAAAUCAGAUCACUCUCCACGACAUACCUGAUGAUCAAAAUCUGUUGCAAGAUAAUUCGCAUUCUAAUAAUUUAGUUUCCAAAGAUCCUGAUGUAGUAGAUCAAUCAAUUCCUUUUGAUUUAGACAAUUUUAUGGAAGAAUUUUUGAAAGAGGAGUCGAAUACUCUUAAAAUGAAGGAGACUUUAUCAUCAACUAGAGUAAGAUGUAACAGUCUUCUGGAGUCUCUGCAAAAGGAUUUUGAGAGUGUCAAACGAUUCGAUCAGAACGGCAGACUGAAUAUACAUAAUGCCGUCAUAAGCGAUAAUGUUAAUCUCGUUCAGAGACAAUUAAUAGUACUGAAACACUCUAAACAAAGUGUUGAUAUUUUAACUGAAGACGGAAUGACGAGUUUGGAAUUGGCGAUCAAAUAUGAUGCAUGCAGCAAAGUAGUGAAACUCUUACUCGAUGCCGGUGCACAACCAGUGAUACCGAGAUCCAUACACGAAUCGGCAGUAAUUAUAGCCAGCAAACAGUCAUCACCGUUGUUGCCGAUGCUCAUUAGCAGAGUCUCGGACGCAAAGUUGCUCAAUCAAGUUGAUUCGGAGGGUCUCGCGGCGAUACAUUAUUGUAGUAUAUAUGGUAAUUUGGAAGGAGUCAAAGCGCUUUUAUCAGUCGGCGCAACUGUAGACCUAAAGGAUAGGAGAUCGGGACGGACGGCUUUGUUUCACGCGAUCGACAAUGGUCAGAAGUUAGUAAUGCAAACGUUGCUAAAAGCUGGUGCGGUCGCAAGCAUCGCAAACUAUGCGGGACAAACACCGCUAAACAUACUCAACGAAUCGAAGUUGUCUUUAAGAAUGGAAAAAGAUAAAACAUGAUAGUUUUUAUUCUUACGGAAUAAAAUUUUGUUUUUUUUAAUGACGAAACAUAAGACACAUUUUUAAAAUAAGACUGUCUUAAAUAUGUAACAAUAUUAGAAAUUAUUUCAAUUUUAAUGAUAAUUUGACUUUCUCUAGUCAAAAUAACAUAAUAUAUAAUUAACACUAAGACAACUUCAGUCAAAUUUUAGUUAAUUUUAGUAAUGAUAAAUUUUAUCAGCAAACUUGGUUACAACAGAACGUUAAUGUUAUAAAGUAGUCGUUUUAAUAUUAUUUUAUAAGUUAAUUGCUGAAUAAAUAAUAAGAGUUUGAUGAUAACCGCGUUUAGCCAUCUUUUAGUGUUAAUAUACUAUCUAUUACAUACCAUAAAAAAGGCUGCUCAAAAAGAAAUGUUUGAAACUUGUAACAAAAAAUAUAAAUAUUUAAUUUCAA
Messenger RNA from Monomorium pharaonis (pharaoh ant), 3439 nucleotides. RefSeq lists its product as uncharacterized. Bases 449 to 3007 code for a protein of 852 amino acids. NCBI's taxonomy places the organism in Eukaryota, Metazoa, Arthropoda, Insecta, Hymenoptera, Formicidae. Gene Ontology annotation, molecular function: protein binding. The transcript has 4 exons. The record is from RefSeq and is a predicted model, not a curated record.